Molecule: messenger RNA, 1807 nt
Organism: Saprolegnia diclina VS20
Lineage: Eukaryota; Oomycota; Saprolegniomycetes; Saprolegniales; Saprolegniaceae
Exons: 4
Coding region: 21-1730 (569 amino acids)
Source: RefSeq, a predicted model, not a curated record
AAAUUAGCUCGAGCCAGUAGAUGGUGCGGACGCGCAAGGUAGCGGCGGUGAUACCCGGUCCGUCCGUGCAGCUCCUGGAAGCGCUCACUGCACGGCGCCACCGCGUGCGGCACGAUGUGUGCCUCUUCUUUGUGAGUCUCUUUGUCUCGAUCAACAUUGUCAUCAUGCCGUUCGAGGCGUAUUUGUCCGAGCCGGUGCCGUGGAGUGCACCGCCGAUCGACAAGCCCGAUGCAACGACCUUUGCUGCCUUCAACACGACGACACUCGCGCGCAACCAAGCCUUGUACAACCGCGGGACGCUUCCGCGCGGCGACACCUACUAUGCCGACGCCAGUGAGCACAGCUAUGUGCUUCGCCACGUGCUCGAGGUGUCAAUGCCAAGGACGUGUGCGUCACUGGUCUUGGGGCUACCCGGUGCCGUAUUUUACGGCUCGGCCAUGCACGCGCUCCUCUGCGACGUCGCGACGCUCAGGAAUCAGACGGCGCUCCGUUGGCACAACCGGGGCACCUGCCUUGUCGUGACGUUUCUCUGGCUGCCGAUCGCCCACGAGUGUCUUUGGCUCACGGCCGGGAACGAUCUCGUGGCCACCAACUCGUCCGUCGAAGUGACAUUGUACUUUGCUCUCACGCAGUACCCGUACCCGGCGCUGCUCUGGACCAAGUUUGUGUGCCGCACGAUCUCGACGUACAUUGUCGUGUACGUCCUCUGGGAUCGGUACUACAAACACUAUUUUGCGCUCGCCCGGUUGAUGGGCGAGCACGGCCACCGCGCCGGCUUGGACAACGGGUACGUGUGGCACUACCACCUCGUUGUCGGGGACCCGACUUCGAUCCUUGUCACGAGUCCGCUGGUUGUCGGCGUGUUCUUUUUGGACAUUUGGCUGAGCCCGCACGUGAUUGCAACCGCUGUCCUACGGCUCUUGCAGACCCAAGACGUCUCAACCAUGCUGCGCGCCGCUUUGUAUCUCUUUCGCAUGGUUUGGAUCGCGUACGGUGCCAUGUGUGCAACCUCUGUGUGUCUGAAGCGGUCACGGCGCCACUGCCUCUUUGCCGAGGUUGACCCGACCGUGCUCGUGCUCACCAUGACGUUCUAUGGCCCGCUCUUGUGGCUUCUCGCUGGCAACGUCUGGGUUUGCCUGCGACUGUGCCAAUGGCUCCUCACGUGCUUACUGCCGGAGGACGCCAAAGCGACGCGCGUCGAGAUCAUUCUCGUGGGUACUGUCUACAUUGCACUUGUGGCGCUGCUGCCAUUGACGUACGGCUUUCUCGUUGGCUAUAUCCGGAAACCGCGGGUGCCGUCGAUCGCGUACCAUAGCUAUCGGUACAAUUCGCUCAAAACCCGGGCGUUCAUCACGCCGGUCCACCCGCUUCGACUCGGCGAACACCUCGGUGUUUCGUUUGGCGGCUCGAUCUACUCGGUGUUUGAAAUGCGCAUGCAGUACAAGAAGACGCCGACGAUGAAUGCGCGCGGGUCCGACUGCUUCCUCUUGUGCUACCGCAACAGCGACCUGGUCGCCAAGAUGCGACUCAGCCUUCUCGGCAGCCUCGACUGCAGUGGCGGCGGGAGAAGCCCGCCCAUAAUUGAUGCCGACGAGCCGUGCGAGUUUCAUGUAAAUGCCCUCAACUACUCGGGCCGCCAGCGAAAGCUGUCGCUUCUUGCGGGCCGCGGCAGCAUCGACACACGCAUCACGAUCUCCCGGUCGACGCACCCGACCGAGUGGUGUAUGUAAUGACUUUACCGCUUGCUCAAGAUCGCAAAUUCUUACACUCUUUGUCGAGAUCACAUAAUAAAGAUGCGUCUCUGUCA